AUUCUAUUGAAUGUCACAAAUAUCACUUAACCUACAAGGGAUUGUACAUUGUGAAGUAUAAUCAACAAUAUAGAUUACACUUUGCACAUAUCGAAUUUUUAAAAAACCUGAACACAGAACAAUACAAUUUUUUUAAACAAAAAAUCUCCUCUUACAAAAUCACAUUUGGGAAAACCACACAGAUUGGUACUAGAAACAGAAUUUAAGAAAAUCAAGGACCACUAAACAUUUUAAACAACUCAUGGCCUUUAUAAUGUAAAGAUUUUAGACCGUUAAUAAAGCUUUUACCAGUAAAAUACGAAUCGACACUUUGGUGUCGAUCGCACUUUGGAAGUUACGUGAUCAACACCAAAUGGGUCAGUCAAUGCCUCUAUAGGGCUAAUUAUUAUCUCACUAGGGUUAAUAAUUUAGUGAGAUAAUAAUUCUCAGAUAGUUCCUAUUCUGAAGUAGCCUUACAACAUUAUAAUGGCUUCUUAUUUUUUACUGGUUGCAUAAUCCAAUGUCUUUUCUAGCAACAGCUUAAAUCUUUUUCCCCUUUUCACGGAUAAUAUUGCUUCUUUUUGCAGUGUGCUGGGUUGUUUAUUUUCGAAGUCCAACCUAAAUGUACCUAUUGAAAUAAAACUGAAAUUUUCUUAAAUAUUUGCAUUUCUUGCACAUAUCCCUCAAGAAAGGAAAAGUCUAUAAUAAAUCUGUCCAAAGAUAAGAUAAAGGGAAUUAUGAUGGAUAUUCUCUCACUGUGAUGAUGAUAUGUUAAGUGUAACUUACAAAAUACUAACAUGGAAGAAGUGAGGUAUGAUUUUACUGUUAAAACUUCAAGGCGGAAUUUGUACUUGGCUGUCCUUAUUGCAUACCUCGGCCCUGUAGCCACAGGGUUUGUGCUGGGCUGGAGUUCUCCCUAUCUGGUGCAGCUGGAAGCUCCAAAUUCUGAGUUUCCGGUGACUAAGAGCCAGGGUGCAUGGCUAGCCUCUCUGCUCCCUCUGGGAACUGUGUUCGGGCCCUUUGUCUGCGGCUGGCUGCUGGACUCCGUGGGUCGCAGGCAGACAAUUCUGCUCUAUCUGCUAAUGAUUCUGGCAGGAUGGGGGCUGAUGUCUACCUGGUCCAUCUGGCUGAUGUACCUUGGGAGACUGCUGAGUGGCAUCGCAUAUGGCAUCUCUAUUGCAGUUACUUCCAUUUACAUUGGAGAGAUAUCUGAGAAUUCAGUUAGAGCCAUGUUGAACACCAUGUUCCCAAUAUUCAGCAGGACACCACUUCUUAUAUCUUACACAUUAGGACCCCAAAUACCUUACCACGGCUUCAUCUUCUUAUCCUGCUUGCCAGUCAUCCUCUUCUUACUGAUGUACAACAAGAUGCCGGAGACUCCUCACUUCUUGCUGCUAAAGAACAGAGAAGACGAGGCGACCGAGGCACUGUCAUGCCUUCGUCAACUCCCAGAAGCUUUCAUUUCUAAGGAAAUAAAUGAAAUCAGGGAAUCUCUAUCAAAGAAAAAGAAAGGUACUUGGAAAGAACUGUUUACAAAGAGAGGGAAUGUGAGAGCUGUAGUGAUUCUGAGUAGUCUACGAGCCUCCUGGCAGGCCUCGGGAGGAUCCACUAUCUUCCUCUACGCUCAGAUCAUCUUCCAACUAACUGAGAUAUCACUGAGGAGUGAUCUGUGUGCCUCGGUGCUGGCCGUAGUGUUGAUUGUGGGUUCACUCCUGUCCCCACCCAUAGUGCGACGCUGGGGAUACAAGCGUCCUCUCAUAGCUUCUACCCUGGGUUCUGCUGUCAGCAUGGUACCUAGACCUUUUAUACUGUAUGUUACUAUCAUACAAUAGGUUAGGUUAAUUGUUGAUUGUGGGUUCACUCCUGUCCCCACCCAUAGUGCGACGCUGGGGAUACAAGCGUCCUCUCAUAGCUUGGUUCUACCCUAGGUUCUGCUGUCAGCAUGGUACCUAGACCUUUUAUACUGUAUGUUACUAUCAUACAAUAGGUUAGGUUAAUUGUUGACUGUGGGUUCACUCCUGUCCCCACCCAUAGUGCGACGCUGGGGAUACAAGCGUCCUCUCAUAGCUUCUACCCUGGGUUCUGCUGUCAGCAUGGUACCUAGACCUUUUAUACUGUAUGUUACUAUCAUACAAUAGGUUAGGUUAAUUGUUGAUUGUGGGUUCACUCCUGUCCCCACCCAUAGUGCGACGCUGGGGAUACAAGCGUCCUCUCAUAGCUUGGUUCUACCCUGGGUUGUGCUGUCAGCAUGGUACCUAGACCUUUUAUACUGUAUGUUACUAUCAUACAAUAGGUUAGGUUAAUUGUUGAUUGUGGGUUCACUCCUGUCCCCACCCAUAGUGCUACGCUGGGCAUACAAGCGUCCUCUCAUAGCUUGGUUCUACCCUGGGUUCUGCUGUCUGCAUGGUACCUAGACCUUUUAUACUGUAUGUUACUAUCAUACAAUAGGUUAGGUUAAUUGU
Molecule: messenger RNA, 2441 nt
Organism: Homalodisca vitripennis (glassy-winged sharpshooter)
Lineage: Eukaryota; Metazoa; Arthropoda; Insecta; Hemiptera; Cicadellidae
Product: solute carrier family 2, facilitated glucose transporter member 8-like
Exons: 5
Coding region: 777-1811 (344 amino acids)
Biological process (GO): transmembrane transport
Cellular component (GO): membrane
Molecular function (GO): transmembrane transporter activity
Source: RefSeq, a predicted model, not a curated record